CUCAGAGUGCGGGAUGAGAGAGCGCCGAAUGUACCACUCAUCCUUUGAGAGAAAUGGAUGCUCAUCCGUUUUUAUUCACAUUUAUUAUUUCUCGUGACCAUCUAACAGAUUUACCAUGACAACACAAACCCUCACGCACAAUCAGUCUGUUACGUGCGCUCUUUUAACAGUGUUUGCUGAGUAACCGUGAGACAAACGGUUGACGAAUGGGAUUUUCUCCAUGUUUGGAGGGAGAGAGGGAGAUUACGGACAUGGACCAAUGAAAGACACAUGAUCUGAACACUAGAAAUAACCAUUCGUCUGGUGGAAGCAGGCUGAAGAUUGAGAUAUGGCUUUACUGGACAAUGCCAGCGGUGUUGCUGUUGAUGAGAUGGCUUUUCCAGAGAUUGUUGAGCUAAACGUCGGGGGCCAGGUGUAUAUAACGCGCUACUCAACUUUAACAAGUGUGCCAGACUCCCUCCUGUGGGAGAUGUUCAAUCAGAAGAACACCAAAGGCUUGGCCCGCGACACCAAGGGUCGCUUUUUCGUGGACAGAGAUGGCUUUCUUUUCCGUUACAUUCUGGACUAUAUGCGGGACCAGCAGCUCGUUCUUCCCGACCAUUUCCCAGAGCGAGGACGACUGCAGAGAGAGGCCGAGUUCUUCAACCUCCCUGAACUUGUCAAACUGUUAGCCCCAAAGGUCAGUAAGCAGAACUCUCUAGGCGACGAAGGCUGCCAGAGCGACCCCGAGGAGUCCUCGCCCAGCGCUGACUUCGUCCGCAAUCUGGCCUCACUGGGGGCGACUGCGGCAGCCUGUUCCAGCCUGGCAUCGGUCGGAGGUGACGGCAAGCGCUCCGGUUUCAUCACAAUCGGCUACCGGGGCUCCUACACUCUUGGCCGUGACAGCCAAACAGAUGCCAAGUUCAGGCGGGUGGCUCGGAUUAUGGUGUGCGGGAAAACCUCUCUCGCCAAGGAGGUUUUUGGGGACACGUUGAACGAAAGCCGCGAUCCCGAUCGCCCGCCGGAGCGCUACACCUCACGCUAUUACCUCAAGUUUACUUUCUUGGAGCAGGCUUUUGACAGGUUAGCCGAUGCCGGGUUCCACAUGGUGGCCUGCAACUCCACAGGGACUUGCGCCUUUGCCCACGAGCAGACUGACGAUAAAAUCUGGACCAGCUACACCGAAUACGUAUUCUACCGUGAGUGACCUCAAACCUGUGUUCCAGCGUCUUCUCCCUGAGAUCACCUUCAGUAGAUGUAGAGGAUCCUCAAUUCCCAACCUCCAUCCAGACUUUCCCUCAACCCGUAAUGCUUUGUACCUGCUGAUUUCAAGUAACCUUUCCCUCGAACGUUUUCCUCUUGCCAAAAGAUUGCCUUCCCUCAUAUGUAAGCGUGUUGCUCUUUCAGCUUUUGUGUACUCUUGAUCUUGACUAAUGUCGUCCAGCUGAACGUUGGACUUUAACUGCUUAAACUAGCAAAUAAGCCAUUUAAAGGGGCUUGGAAAAGUUUCUUUAUUAUUCAGUAGACUGAAAAUAUUUAUCUUGUAUUUUGAUGUUUUUAAGGUGUUGGACUGUGCGACUCUAGGAUUAUUAUUGUCUUGUGUAUCCUAUUAAUGGGGCCAAAGAAGUUAAGGAAGCACUACAAGUUUCAAAAAGGUUUUAUAACAUUAUGUUCACUGCUUGUGAAUGUUCAGUAGUGAGCUGAUGAUAUUAAAAGGUCAAAUACUACAGGACAACAUUAAAUACAUUAAAUCAUUUUCCCACCUUUGCAGAGUCUUGUGUUGAUAGGGAAGAUAGAAAAAAUAGCAAUUGCACAUAGUAAAACGAUAUUAAAUGAUCAGAAACUUCGACGUGGAAGUGUUUGUUGGUUGCGAAUCGGUGUAUUGAUUGUGUUUUUAUGCUUUCAGUGUUUUGUCUGCCUGUGUUCAACGAAUCACAGAACAUAAGUUCUCAGUCCAGUCACAUUUCAAAUACCAAUGUUUUUGUUGCUUAUGAUGAGUUCAAAUGUGUCGUUCAGAUGCAUGUUUGCUGAUUUAAAUGACAUUUUUCUGUGAAUGAACAGUAAACAUGUUCCUGUUCCUAGUGAUGCACGUAUAUUUGAAUAAUAUUGUUAGUUAUUUUGUCAUUUAGUAAAUGUUACUCGCCAUA
Molecule: messenger RNA, 2126 nt
Organism: Triplophysa dalaica
Lineage: Eukaryota; Metazoa; Chordata; Actinopteri; Cypriniformes; Nemacheilidae
Gene: kctd12b
Product: potassium channel tetramerisation domain containing 12b
Exons: 2
Coding region: 329-1186 (285 amino acids)
Biological process (GO): regulation of G protein-coupled receptor signaling pathway; protein homooligomerization
Molecular function (GO): protein binding
Source: RefSeq, a predicted model, not a curated record